AUGGAGAACAAGGCUUCCGCUCUUGUCGUCACGACAAAUUAUUCUCAACGGAAACCAUCUAAUACUCGUUUCCAGAACAACCGAUCUCGCUCUAAACAAGGUUUCACCAACAAAUCUGGACCAAGGAAAUCACCUGUUGUUUGUCAAAUCUGUGAUAAGCCUGGAAACACUGCAAAAACAUGUUUCAAACUUCAGUCACAUCCUGCUGCAAAUUGUGCUACCUCGACAACACCAUCAAAUGGCAAAUGGCUUCUUGAUUCAGCGACUUCUCACAACAUUACGUCUGACUUGGCAAAUCUCUAUAUUCAUUCCGAAUAUGAGGGACAAGAUGAGGUGGUUCUUGGAGAUGGUACAAGUUUAAAAAUUGCUCACAUUGGUUCCACAACCCUUCCUUCUCCAUCUCACACUCUUACAUUAAAAGAAACAUUACAUUUGCCGCUUAUUCACAAAAAUCUAAUUUCUGUUCAUAAAUUUACCCUUGAUAACAAUGUUAUCAUUGAGUUUCACCCUUUCUUUUACCUUGUGAAGGAUCGGAGGACGGGGGCAAUGCUUAUGCGCGGUAGGUGUGAGAAUGGUGUAUAUCCUGUAGCUUUUCCAUAG
Molecule: messenger RNA, 600 nt
Organism: Erythranthe guttata (spotted monkey flower)
Lineage: Eukaryota; Viridiplantae; Streptophyta; Magnoliopsida; Lamiales; Phrymaceae
Source: RefSeq, a predicted model, not a curated record